CUGAGACCAGGAUAAUGAAAGAGAGAGAGAGACCAGAAAGGGGUUAAGCUAGAGUUAGAGAAUAAAGAAGAGAUGAUUUUUGGUUUUUUCUUUUGAAAUCAAAACAAAGAGAAAACCAGAUCUCUGUGACUCUGAAUAUUUCUCGUAAGGAGAGUCUCAAGUUUGGACUAUUGUUUCUUUUAGUGGUUGAGUGUUUAAAGAUUCAAGCUUUGAUGAGUUGUUCUUGUCUUUAGGCACAAUUAGAAACUACAAAGAGAUAAUGAGUCCGUAGUUAUGUUGAAAAAUAUACCAAAGAUUUAGCUGUUUGUGUUUGGAGAAACUCUUGUUUUUUUGUUUGUACAGUUUUAUCUCUUUCUGUAAGGUUUCUUGGUCUGUUGUGUGACAACUUCUCUUAAGUUCAUUUUACAUAUGCAAAUGAUGUCUGAUGAUGCUUUCUCCAUUCCUUCUUCCAUUCCAGGGUUUGCUCCUCAACAACAGAUCAAUGCAAACCCUAACCCUAAACCUAAUUCUAAUCAUGCUCCCAAGAAGAAGAGAAAUUUGCCUGGAACACCUGAUCCAGAUGCUGAAGUUAUUGCUUUAUCCCCGAAGACUCUCAUGGCUACAAACCGAUUCAUAUGCGAAAUAUGCAAUAAAGGUUUUCAAAGAGACCAAAACUUGCAGCUUCAUCGGAGAGGUCACAAUCUUCCAUGGAAGCUAAAGCAAAGGACCAACAAAGAAGUCAGAAAGAAAGUGUAUCUAUGCCCAGUAAAGACCUGCGUUCACCAUGAUCCAUCGAGAGCUCUCGGCGAUCUCACGGGAAUAAAAAAGCAUUACAGCCGGAAACAUGGAGAGAAGAAAUGGAAGUGUGAGAAGUGUUCAAAGAAAUAUGCAGUUCAAUCUGACUGGAAAGCUCACUCCAAGACUUGUGGGACUAGAGAAUAUAAAUGUGAUUGUGGGACUUUAUUUUCCAGGAAAGAUAGCUUUAUCACCCAUAGAGCCUUUUGUGAUGCCUUAGCUGAAGAAAGUGCAAGAAUCAAUUCAGCUGCAGCAACCAGCCUAAAUUUCAGAAAUGAUACAGUUAAUUUGCCUCAUCAUGGAGGUUCAGGCCGUGGAGUUCAAGAGAUUUCUGGCAUUUCCCAAUUCAGUUCCUCAGGUUUUAGACCGGAUUUCAAUGGCUUGCCCUCUCUAAAUGCUGAUCAACAAAAGUCUGGAUUGUCCCUGUGGCUAAAUCAGGCAAAUCCUGAGAUCAAUCCUGCUGAUAUUUUGGUUAAUCAUUCUAAUCUUUAUGCAUCUCCAAGUUCAACUGGCUUGCCUGAGAUGAUGCAAAUAAGAUCAAAUCUUUAUGGUUCAUCAUCCACCACCAAAUUUGGUAACUUGACCUUAACAGGACUGCCUCAUGGACUUAAAGAAGAAGGAGGUGGAAAUAAGCCUAAUAUUGUAAUGGAUUCAUUGCCUUCUCUCUACUCCGAUAAUCAUCAGCAUAAGCAAUCAAAGCCAGCUGCUUCCAUGUCCGCCACUGCUCUGCUUCAAAAGGCAGCUCAAAUGGGUUCUACAAGAAGCAAUCAAUCUUUCCUUGGAAGCAACAAUUGUGGACUAAUGAGCUCUUCCUCUUCAUCCAAUUCAACCAACCUCACCACUCUCAGUGAGAACAGAAACGAGCAGCUGCACCAAGUUUUCCAAAAUGUUAACAAGCAACCUGCAGAAAGUAAUUUAACAGUAACAAAGAGUAGUGCACCUAUGGGCGACGCUGUAAUGGUCGUAUCAAGUGGUCUUGAUCAAGUUGUGAUGCAAUCUACAGUAAAACAAAAUGAUCACCCAGUUCAGUUGAAGCUGCGACCAGGUUCAAAUUCCAUACAAAGUGGUUUAACCAGAGAUUUUCUUGGCAUGAGUGAUCAAUCUGGGCGCCCAUUUUUACCCCAAGAGUUAGCUAAAUUUGUUUCAAUGAGCUCAGCUAUGGGUCUAAGUCAAUUCACUAGCAAUCCCUGAUGAGGACUCACGUUGGUUACACCACAUCGUACGUACCGAAAUUUAAAUCCCACAAGCAAGAAGCAGAUACUAAGAAACCCGAGUUUGAAACCGAGAACGAGACUCGCUUGGUGGUGGAAUCGGUGGAGAGAAUCCAGGCCAGGACAAGGAAGGCUUGUGAAGGUAUAGUGGGUGGCCCAGUGGAUGCUUAUCUGAAGUGACAAAACAAUGAGCUAGUCAACUCUAAGUUUUGCAUGUUCUCGUUGUUUUCUUAUAUUUUGCUGUUUUCCUUUGUUCUCUUCUUGUUUUAUCUCAUGUCUUAACUCUCUUAUCCUCUCUAUAUAUUUCUAGUAUAUUUAGUUAUUUA
Messenger RNA from Manihot esculenta (cassava), 2311 nucleotides. Its product is annotated as zinc finger protein JACKDAW. The transcript is spliced from 3 exons. The coding region runs from base 409 to 1965 and encodes 518 amino acids. NCBI's taxonomy places the organism in Eukaryota, Viridiplantae, Streptophyta, Magnoliopsida, Malpighiales, Euphorbiaceae. Gene Ontology annotation, molecular function: DNA-binding transcription factor activity. The record is from RefSeq and is a predicted model, not a curated record. Gene Ontology annotation, cellular component: nucleus.